Messenger RNA from Danaus chrysippus (African queen), 267 nucleotides. The record is from the annotation of a GenBank genome assembly. Lineage: Eukaryota; Metazoa; Arthropoda; Insecta; Lepidoptera; Nymphalidae.
AUGGAGUUGAAAUUCGUAGCUGUCGUAGCUCUGGGCGGUUUCAGUCGUAGCCGUCUGUCGGCCCGCGUCCCCGCAGCCCACGGCCCGGACCGUUGGCCCCACAGACCCCCGACUCCGGUCUGCGGCCCCACAGCCCACGGCCCCGGCCCGCGGCCCCACAGCCCAUCGCCCACGGCCCGUGCCCUCCUACGUCAGUCGCGAUCGAGCCGCCGUACAGAACGCACGUGUCCCUAUCUCCGCUAUCACUACGAUUCAUAUUGCGGAUAA